CCGAAAUCACGCAUCUUUUAGCCGUUAAUGCGCUCUUUUCGAGUUUUUGAUGCGAUUUCAUUUGGCUAAGCAAUAUAAACGUGGAAAAUGUCUCAUUUUGUAGCGAAAUGAACGUUCUAUCUAAUGGUAUGUUUAAAGAAAUUUUUGGUGUACGUUGCAGUUGGUAGGUCUUCUGAAAAUUUCAAAGACCUAUAUCUCAGAAACCGGAGGUAAAGUAUUGGGAUCUUAGUUGAUUCAUGUGUUUCAAAAUGUGUAGAGUCCGAAAAUGUGCAUUAGGGUCAACAAAAAUAGGAAAACGUAGUUAAAAAUAGCUUGGAGACCAUCAAAAACAAACAGAUGCCGUAAUGCUUGUGAAAUGGCUCUCAGCAGACUUAUAGGAGCAAUGUGGGCAAUUAAAAACUACAUUUCUAGAUAGAACUAACGGCGAGGAAUCUGACACACAUAUUACUUUUGAGUUUGAAGAUUUGAUGGUGAAAAACGCAUCUCAAUACGGUGAACUAUCAUGAUUUUGAUCAACUUAGGACAAGUGCAGUAGAGCAGUGAAGCAUUUUGAAAUGUUUUUAAAUGAGCCAUUUUAUUCCUUGUUGUCUCUAGUCUAUAUCCUAAAGCUUUCAGGUUUGUCGCUUUUGUCAUUUCUGAGAAUAAUUAGCUAUGAAUUGCGUCUUGAAACCUAUAAAAUACCCAAAUGUCGGACUACUGUAUUCCAGUGGCCAUUAGAAGUCCAGAAACGAAAUUUUUACCAUAAAUAAAGCUUCAUUUUAGUAAAAAGAAACAUUCUCAUCUCUCUUGGAGCAGAAGUUAUUAACACUUUAUAGGAAAAAAAUAUCUGUGGAACCAUCCAAUCAAAGAGGCUCAAACUUGUUGGAUGAUCUGCAGUCAGUGAGACAUAUGACCACAUAAAACUAGUAGUCACCAACUAUCAUGGGUUUUGGGUUACAUGAGUGAUUACCUGCUUUAGUGGAGUGCUGUAGUUCACACGUUUCUCGCUAAUUUAUAAUCUGUACCGGUUUAAUUUUGAUUUGAAAUUUUAGGCCCUCAUCAACAAAGUAAGUUUUUCUUCUCAGACACAGUUAAUUAUUGGAUUGUGCCUUUAGUUUUUAUUUGAUAACUGCUUUAAAAAGUGUUCAUCGUUGUAUCAAUUUGCUUGUGUAAUGAAGUAGUAGAGUGAGUGAGCCAGGAAUGAACAUGGAAAUUCAUUUUUUGAUUGAGAACAACAUAUUGGUUUUUUCAAAAAUCAAAAAGUUUUUGGUUGUUUUAUCGCGCAAAAUGUUAGAUCAAACUAUAAGUGAAACGGUUUUAAUUUAGUCUAAUCGUGCCUUCGUCACUAACAUAAUCUCAGAUUUAAACUAUUGAACAUCCUUGAGAUAUAUUGUUGUAGUAUUAACAAUUGAAAAUGCAUUUAUUUGUAUGUUUUUUCGCUCGUUUGUUGCUGAUGCACACGUUUACACCUGAAAAUAUUGUGUUGAAGAAUAUAAUAAUCAUUCAUUUUAUUCAGAUGUUGGUGAAUAUGAAGAUCGUCGAUAUAGUGGUAUUGAUUAUCCAUCUCAAUCUGAAAUAUCUCGAUCAUAUUUGUCAUCCUCGACGCCAUUAUACCAAAAUGCUUAUGGUUUAAGUCGUAGCGUUACGUUAUCAGACCGCAAUAAACAUGAUGAACGAAGAACGUCAGCGGAAUAUAGACAAAAUUUCGCAACAAUAGCGCAUAAACGUGAGAUGGAUAUGGAGGAACAACAACAAGAUCAGUAUCCGAAAGAUCAACCUCAUCAACGACGACUAAGUAACGGUUCAGAUCGAGGACAACAAGAAGGUGUAAAUCGUGAUAUUCUCUCUCAUAAACGACCAUAUGCCCCUACAACAAUCUCUGAUAUUCAUCUAAAUGAUAUUAUUAAAUUCUCUAGACCGGGUGGAAAAAUCAGUAAAGGUGUUGUGAGAUAUAUCGGAAGCUUACCAGGAAAAAAUGAUCAAUACCUUGGACUGGAAUUAGAAGAUGAAGAAAGUAAACAUGAUGGAGUUUAUCAAGGUCAGCGAUUAUUUCAGUGUAAAACAAAUAAAGGUGUAUUUGUCGGCUUCAGUAAAGUUAUUAUGGCAUGGGGAAGUCGAUGA
Didymodactylos carnosus is the source of this 2100-nucleotide messenger RNA. NCBI's taxonomy places the organism in Eukaryota, Metazoa, Rotifera, Eurotatoria, Philodinida, Philodinidae. The record is from the annotation of a GenBank genome assembly.